Messenger RNA from Entelurus aequoreus (snake pipefish), 3923 nucleotides. RefSeq names its product ceramide synthase 3a (gene cers3a). Gene Ontology annotation, molecular function: DNA binding; sphingosine N-acyltransferase activity. The coding region runs from base 138 to 1286 and encodes 382 amino acids. The transcript is spliced from 12 exons. The record is from RefSeq and is a predicted model, not a curated record. Gene Ontology annotation, cellular component: membrane. Gene Ontology annotation, biological process: ceramide biosynthetic process. NCBI's taxonomy places the organism in Eukaryota, Metazoa, Chordata, Actinopteri, Syngnathiformes, Syngnathidae.
GUGGACGAGUGUGAAGGACAGAACAGAACGUAAAGGAACAUCCAGGAUUCAUCAAGCUCUCAACCAAUACUGUAGGACAGAUCCCCACCCAAGCUGGCGCGCGUCCAUGUCCACCUGGAGGGAGCGUCGACGCAAGGAUGUUGGACGUUCUGUACGAGUGGUUCUGGUGGGACAGAAUAUGGCUGCCGGGGAACCUGACCUGGACGGACCUGGAGGACAAAGAGGGGCGGGUCUACGCCAAAGCCUCGCACCUUUACGUCGUGGUCCCCUACGCCUUCGCCUUCCUGUUCGUCAGACACAUCUUUGAGAGGUGGGUCGCCACGCCACUGGCGGCCCGUGCGGGCAUCGAGUCGAGGGUCAACCUCAAACCGGACGACAACGCCGUCCUCAAACUUUACUACGCCACUCGCAGCAGGAAUCCCGCUCAGGCCGACCUGGACGGGCUGUCCAAGAAAAGCUGUCUGUCCGUGAGACAAGUGGAGCGCUGGUUCAGGAGGCGCCGCGCUCAGGACCGACCCGGGGUUCUGAAGAAGUUUACCGAGGCCAGCUGGCGCUUCACCUUCUACCUGGCCUCGUCCGUGGGGGGACUGCUCGCUCUUUACGACAAAGAAUGGUUCUCUGACACCAGACACGUGUGGACAGCUUUCCCCAAGCAGUCCCUGCUGGACUCUCAGUACUGGUACUACAUCCUGGAGAUGAGCUUCUACGUCUCCCUGCUCUUCAGCGUCUUCUCCGAUGUCAAGAGGAAGGACUUCAAGGAGCAGAUGGUCCACCACGCCGCCACCCUGGUGCUCCUGUCCUUCUCCUGGUGCGUCAACUACAUCCGCGUGGGAACGCUGGUCCUGUUGGUCCACGACGCCUCCGACGUCUUGUUGGAGUCGGCCAAACUGCUGAAUUACGCCAAAAUGGAGAAAAGCUGCCAACUCGUUUUUGUACUUUUUGCUCUCGUCUUCAUCAUCACACGCCUAGUCAUCUUCCCCUUCUGGCUGAUUCACUGCACGUGGGUGUACCCCCUCCACCAUUACACCGCCUUCUUCGGCUACUACUUCUUCAACGCCAUGCUCCUCCUCCUCCUCGGCCUGCACGUCUUCUGGGCCCUCCUCAUCCUCGCCAUGGUCAGGAAGUUCAUCUUCGGCACCCUGACCAGGGACGAGAGGAGCGACCACGAGGAUGAUGAGGAGGAAGAGAGCUGCCUGACUGACGAUGACGUUGUUGCAAAAAACAACAAUGGCUGCCUGGACUGUUUGGCCUCUGACAACGUCUCCCACUACAAGACGGUGCACUGAGGCGCCCCCUAGUGGUGAUGCCACACAACGACAAGACUCCUUGAAGGCACUCUCACGACAUUGUGGGAAACGUAGGCGGCUCGGCAUUGCUCCUGCUUGGCAGGACACCGAAACAUUUAAUAUUAGCCUUUUUUAAUGAGAAGUGAGCUAAAUUAUUAUCAGCUUUAUGACGUUCAUCUUCAUCCUUUCUUUCUUUCACUUUAAGUGGUCCUAAACAUUCAAGACGUCUUCACUAGUCCAGCACUUCUUCUUCCGUCUUCACCAUGUCUACUUUCUCUGCUACUUCCUGUCCCCGCCAAAACCGCGUCCUUAGUAGAGUGACCAAAAAACCACAAUCAAGUUGUAAUAAACCAUCAUGUUAUCAUAACAACCAAACUGCAAUUUUUAAAAGUACUUUUAAUGCAUCCUCACUUGAAGACUCAAACAUAAAGAUGAUAUUUUCCCCUAAUUAUUGCCUGCUUAGCAACGCACCAAAAGUAUGGAGGUUAAUUUGUGUCUUUAUUACAAAAGCUUUUUUUUGGACACUGAAUAUAUGUAACUUUAUUAAAGUAUGCUGACAUUCACCUAAUAAAAAAGUGUGCAAAAAUUGUGUCAGGUUCAAACACUGAUGACAUCUAUUAAACAAGACAAGAAGCAAGGAAUUAAACAGAGACAGAAUAAAAUUUGGCUCAAUUGAGGAGAAACGCGCAGACACUGUACAGUGUCGUCCCACGCUCUGACGAAAGAUUGUACACCUCUUUUAUUUGGACUUUCCCUGAUUACAUGGCAACAGCUGUUUCUAAAGGGACGGGGGUCGUAAACAGCCGCCGCCUUUGAUGACAAAACAGUUCAAAGAAAAUGUCGGUUCAAAGAAAAGGUCGUAAACAGCCGUUGCCUUCGGUCCAAAAACAGUUCAAAGAAAAGGUGCCUGGAGGGGAGUCAGGUCCUGCUUCUUCUCCGCUUUGUAGAUCUCGGGUCAAGACAAAAUCUUCCUGUGGAUUACAAUACAUCAAAGAAACCCACGCCUUCAUGUCGCUUCCCAUCGUACACAGUGGAGUUUUUCAAGCCUUUUGAUUGGUAGGAUCAAAGACAGCUUUUGUCCUCUCGCCAGGAACUCAUGGCAACACAAAGUUUUGUGAUAACUUGUAUACAAUUAUUCUGACAAAUUGUGUUUAAGUUGAAAAGUUAAAGUACCAAUGAUUGUUGCAAACACACUGGGUGUGGUGAAAUUAUCCCUUGUUCCGCCGACGGGGAGGUUAAGGGGAGCAGUGAGCAGCAGCGGCCGGGAAUCAUUUUGGUGAUUUAACCCCCAAUUCCAACCCUUGAUGCAGAGUGCCAAGCAGGGAGGUAAUGGGUCCCAUUUUUAUAGUCUUUGGUGUGACACGGCCGGGGUUUGAACUCACAACCUACCGAUCUCAGGGUGGACAUUCUAACCAGUAGACCAGUUAAAAUAUCAGUUUGUAAAAUACAGUGUUUUAAAAAAAGUGUGCAAAAAAACAACAACAAAAAUCAGUGCGAAAAGUGCAGUUGCUUAAAAAUUCAAGACCCACUUCCGGUAAAUUAAAACUGAAGCAAGCCAUCUGGUGUCAAAACCAGCCAAUGAGGUGUUAGGUUAGAGGUCACAUGGUUUUAAUAUUUUUUUUACAUUGUAUUUUGACAAACUGAAUUGUAAACACACAAAUAUUGCUCAUAUUUUUUUUCCAAUGAAGUUGUCAGCAUAAUUUUAAUUAGUUCACAAAAUUCAAAUGCAAAAUUAAUUCAUUAAUUAUUCGUAAUAGAGACACAAAUUAACCUCUAUAAAAAGCUAAUAUUUUUGUCUUUAAUUAGUAGACAUGGAUUACCGUAAAAAUCGAGCAUGUAAAUAGUAAUCAAAAAUUGUAUUUAUGUAAUAAUAGUUUAAAUGUGCUGGAUAAUAAUAUGAUAACUAGAAAAUUCCCGCGGAAAUUUUGAUGGGCCUGCUAUCUGUGCCCUGGACCUUUGGCCUGGGGUCGCCGGAAGCCGCCGUACUUAUUAGAUGGUGCCGCGUGUCUAAAUGCGUGAGUUUUAAGUGUAACUGUACAAAAUUAGCCACAGCGCCAGCCUAAAACAGUAGCAUGUUUACAUAAAAUGCUAACACUUAGCAUGUGUGCUAACGAUAGCGUGAUAACAGUCAGCAUGUUUCAUAUUCCAAGAUAUACGACUCAAAAGUGUAUGGCUGCGGAAAUAGAAAAAAAAGUGUAAACAUAGAUUUAAAAAAGUUAACAAGCCUACGUUAGCUUGCUAGCAUGCUAACAGUUAACAAGUGUCACAUAGCAAGUUAUAUGACUCUGGGCCAGGGGUCACCAACGCGGUGCCCGCGGGCACCAGGUAGCCCGUAAGGACCAGAUGAGUAGCCCGCUGGCCUGUUCUAAAAAUAGCUCAAAUAGCAGCACUUACCAGAGAGCUGCCUCUAUUUUUUAAAUUUGAUUUAUUUACUAGCAAGCUGGUCUCGCUUUGCCCGACAUUUUUAAUUCUAAGAGAGACAAAACUCAAAUAGAAUUUGAAAAUCCAAGAAAAUAUUUUAAAGACUUCACUUGUUUGAAUAAAUUCAUUAAUUUUUUUACUUUGCUUCUUAUAACUUUCAGAAAGACAAUUUUUGAGAAAAAAUACAACCUUCAAAAUGAUUUUAGGAUUUUUAAA